Cryptomeria japonica (Japanese cedar) is the source of this 723-nucleotide messenger RNA. RefSeq lists its product as uncharacterized. Lineage: Eukaryota; Viridiplantae; Streptophyta; Pinopsida; Cupressales; Cupressaceae. The transcript has a single exon. The record is from RefSeq and is a predicted model, not a curated record. The coding region runs from base 1 to 723 and encodes 240 amino acids.
AUGGCAGGUCGAGAAGAGGUUUUGAAACCUAGCCGCCAUGAGCAUGGGCUCCGUUUGAGGGAAGGACUUCUACGUUACAGAUGCAGUGGAUGCCAAGCCCUUGGAGCCGACGUCGGAUAUAAGUGCGGAUCGUGCCCCAAUUUUGUGUUACACAGGCCCUGUGCUGAUUUGGCUGAUGAAUACAUCCAUACCUUGUUUCCUGAUCCAUUUAAUUUUCGCCGCAAGACUCGUUUGCGGCACGGCUGUGACGCCUGUGGAAAGUUACUUCGAGGCUUUGUGUUCCAGUCUAGCAAUGGUAUGAGGCUUCACCCGCUGUGCAUGGUGGUUCCCGUGAGGUUCAGGCACAGUGGUCAUCGAGAUCAUGACCUGCAGCUUGUUGUACAGGAGGAGGGAAAAUACAAAUGUACGAAGUGCGAUUGGCACAAUAGAAUAUGGAAAUAUCGGUGUAGUGAUCUUGAGUGUAGAGUCAGGUUCGACAUGAACUGUGCUAUAGUGGAUACUCUUCGUCUAUCCGAUCAUGGCAUUACGCAAGUUUAUAAGCCAAGCAAACUCAGACGUGCUUUGGGAAUGACUGCAGAGGUGGGUAAAGUUGCUGGCAGCGCCUUACUAGGAGUCACCCCUACUCUUAUUGCAGGUAGAGGAGUUGACAAUAAUGGAGGAGGUGACCAUGGAAGAGAAGGCAGCAGAGGAGAUUCAGGUGGGAGAGAACCCACUCGUCCAUGA